Pan troglodytes (chimpanzee) is the source of this 5873-nucleotide messenger RNA. RefSeq names its product ankyrin repeat domain 62 (gene ANKRD62). NCBI's taxonomy places the organism in Eukaryota, Metazoa, Chordata, Mammalia, Primates, Hominidae. The record is from RefSeq and is a predicted model, not a curated record. Bases 939 to 3836 code for a protein of 965 amino acids. Gene Ontology annotation, molecular function: protein binding. The transcript has 24 exons.
ACGGCACCGGGGGAGCUCUUCCGCAACCCGUCCAUGUCACCCGAGCCCAGGGAUCCGCUUACGUGGGCUGGGGGCGGCUGCAGCGCUAUAGUCCUGGAAGGCCUUGGCCUCGCCGGAGUGCUCGCAGGCCUCUCUUCGGUCAGGCGCUGCGCAGUACAGGUCCCAGAAGACGCACCACCAGGAGUGCAGGAACCCGGGGGGCUCCCCCAGCGUGAUGUUCUUCUCCCAUCGGAUCUCAGACAGGAAGGUCUGGGCUGACUUCUGGGCACCGAUGUGCAGCAGUUCAAUACGAUGCUUCCACCUAAGAAACCCGUCAACGCAGUCAACCAUUCUUCCACACGCUGGCAAACAGUUCAACAUACACCUCUGGACACCACGUUGCUCAAGUUGAGAGGCUCAACAUGGGAAAAGACAUUCCGGCAGAUGGGCUUUGAAAGUCAAAGAAGAUGGCCAUGGAGACAGCAGCGUGGUUGAAGUGGUAGGAGGCGGCCGUCAGCAAGAGCUGCUCUGUGCCUGGCAGCUGGAGGCUAGAGCCUGUGGCGCAGCGGCUCGCCUCACUGUGGUUGGUGGUGGCGGCGACAGAGACUGCAGCACUACCAGAGUGGCUCUUCUGGCUUUGUCUGCCCAGCUGCUCCGUGCCAGGAGGAGGAGGAGACACCUGCCAUACACUGAAGGUUGCAACACUGCAGCUCGCCUCACUGAAGCGUGCCAGAGAGAUGGCCUCGUGGGCCGGCUGAGGUGCACAUGCGCGCUGGUGCCUAACGGCUCUGAUGGGCUAGGUGCUCCUCCGAGCAGCUGGAGACUGGAGUGUCCCUGACGGAGGUUGCGGCUGGACCUGGUUACGUGCUGGUGCUGCGCUCCAGAGAGGCAGAAAACGAGUGGGAGCUGAGGUGUCUUAAAGCCAUUCCUCAGCCUGGGAGAAGAUCUUUGGCUUCAGGAUGGAGGUCAGGGGGUCGUUCCUGGCGGCCUGCAGGAGACGCAUGGCUACCUGGAGGAAGAAUCGUGACAAGGAUGGCUUCUCAAAUCCCGGAUACCGAGUCCGGCAGAAGGAUCUGGGCAUGAUCCACAAAGCUGCCAUCGCAGGUGAUGUGAACAAGGUGAUGGAGAGCAUCUUGCUCAGGCUGAAUGACUUGAACGACAGGGACAAGAAGAACAGGACUGCUCUACAUUUGGCGUGUGCCCAUGGCCGUCCGGGAGUGGUAGCUGACUUGGUGGCCAGAAAAUGCCAGCUUAACCUCACUGACAGUGAAAACAGGACAGCUCUGAUCAAGGCUGUACAAUGUCAAGAAGAAGUUUGUGCAUCCAUCCUGCUGGAACAUGGCGCCAACCCAAAUGUUAGAGAUAUGUAUGGCAACACUGCUCUGCACUAUGCCAUUGAUAAUGAGAAUAUAUCAAUGGCAAGAAAACUGCUUGCAUAUGGUGCAGAUAUUGAAGCAAGAAGCCAGGAUGGACAUACAUCACUUUUACUCGCUGUAAAUAGGAAAAAAGAGCAAAUGGUGGCAUUUUUGUUGAAGAAAAAACCAGAUUUAACUGCAAUAGAUAAUUUUGGAAGAACAGCCCUGAUACUUGCUGCUCGUAAUGGAUCAACAAGUGUAGUCUACCAGCUUCUUCAGCACAAUAUUGAUGUCUUUUGCCAAGAUAUAUCUGGAUGGACUGCAGAAGACUACGCUGUUGCUUCUAAGUUUCAAGCCAUUCGUGGAAUAAUUUCUGAAUAUAAAGCAAACAAGAGACGUGAAAGUCUUCAAAAUAGCGAUUCAGAACAAGACUUAGAAAUGACAUCAGAGGGAGAGCAAGAAAGGCUUGAAGGAUGUGAAAGUAGCCAGCCACAGGUUGAAGAAAAAAUGAAGAAAUGCAGAAAUAAGAAAAUGGAAGUGUCAAGAAACGUACAUGCUGAUGACAGUGACAAUUAUAAUGAUGAUGUUGAUGAAUUAAUUCACAAAAUAAAGAACAGAAAACCUGAUAAUCAUCAAUCUCCCGGGAAGGAGAAUGGCGAGUUUGAUAGGCUUGCAAGGAAAACCUCUAAUGAAAAGAGCAAGGUUAAAAGCCAAAUAUAUUUCAGGGAUGACCUUAAUGACAUAACUGGGUCAUCUGAAAAAACCUCAGAGGAUGAUGAGUUGCCUUACUCUGAUGAUGAGAAUUUUAUGUUACUCAUUGAACAAAGUGGAAUGGAGUGUAAAGAUUUUGUUAGCCUAUCGAAAAGCAAGAAUGCAACAGCUGCAUGUGGAAGAUCAAUAGAGGAUCAAAAAUGUUACUGUGAACAACUUAAAGUAAAAUUUCAAAAAAUGAAAAAUAAUAUUAGCGUACUACAAAAGGUACUAUCUGAAACAGACAAAACCAAAUCACAGUCAGAGCAUCAGAAUCUUCAAGGGAAAAAAAAGCUCUGUAAUUUGAGAUUUAUCUUACAACAACAAGAAGAAGAAAGAAUAAAGGCUGAAGAGUUGUAUGAAAAAGAUAUAGAAGAGUUAAAAAUAAUGGAAGAGCAAUAUAGGACACAAACUGAAGUGAAAAAACAAUCUAAACUGACUCUCAAAUCAUUGGAAGUGGAAUUGAAGACUGUAAGAAGUAACUCAAAUCAGAAUUCUCAUACUCAUGAAAGAGAAAGAGACCUGUGGCAGGAAAAUCACUUGAUGCGGGAUGAAAUUGCCAGACUCAGGCUGGAAAUAGACACAAUAAAACAUCAGAACCAGGAAACUGAAAAUAAAUAUUUCAAAGAUAUUGAAAUUAUAAAGGAAAACAAUGAAGACCUUGAAAAGACUCUCAAGCGGAAUGAGGAAACAUUAACAAAAACAAUAACCCGGUAUAGUAAAGAGCUUAAUGUUCUGAUGGAUGAGAAUACAAUGCUCAAUUCUGAGCUACAGAAGGAAAAACAAAGCAUGUCAAGACUGGAAACAGAAAUGGAAUCAUACCAUUGUAGACUGGCUGCUGCCCUAUGUGAUCAUGAUCAACGUCAGUCAUCAAAAAGAGACCUACAGCUUGCUUUCCAGAGCACAGUGAAUGAAUGGUGUCAUUUACAAGAAGACACUAAUUCUCACAUUCAGAUUCUUUCUCAGCAACUUUCUAAAGCUGAGAGUACAUCCAGUGGCCUGGAAACUGAGCUCCAUUAUGAAAGAGAGGCUCUCAAAGAAAAGACGUUGCAUAUAGAACACAUGCAAGGAGUCCUAAGCCGAACACAGCGUCGAUUGGAGGACAUUGAACACAUGUACCAAAAUGACCAACCUAUUUUGGAAAAAUACGUGAGAAAGCAGCAAUCUGUAGAGGAUGGACUAUUUCAACUACAAAGCCAAAAUCUGUUGUAUCAACAGCAAUGUAAUGAUGCUCGCAAGAAAGCUGACAAUCAGGAAAAAACAAUAAUUAAUAUCCAAGUCAAAUGUGAAGAUACUGUAGAAAAACUUCAAGCUGAGUGUAGAAAGCUAGAAGAGAACAAUAAGGGGUUGAUGAAGGAAUGCACUCUUUUAAAAGAAAGACAAUGCCAAUAUGAAAAAGAGAAAGAAGAAAGAGAAGUAGUCAGGAGACAGCUUCAACGAGAAGUGGAUGAUGCCCUGAACAAACAAUUGCUGUUAGAAGCUAUGCUAGAGAUUUCAUCAGAACGUCGCAUUAAUUUAGAAGAUGAGGCACGAAGUUUAAAGAAGAAAUUAGGCCAGAUGAGAAGUCAAUUGCAAGAAAUGCAGAAUCAACGCACAGAGAUUCUAAGACGUGCUGAGGAGUUGCCAGACCACAUGCAAAAGCUUAAAAUAGAAAAUGCCGUGUUAAAAAUUAGAACGAAAAAGCGAGCGGACAAAAUUGAGCAGCUUCAGAAAAUGUUGUUUCAGAUGCAGCAGGUGUACAAGGAAACAUAACUGCAGAAGUAGAUGAAGAGUUACUGCGCAUUUCUGUGUCGUCUACAUGCCAUGAGAGUCUUAAAAUCAAUUGUCAAUUUCUACAAAAUACCUGCUUGGAUUUGGACUGUGAUUGCAUUAUGUCAUGGUAAAGAAUCUUAAUAAUGAUGACUCUCUCAACUCGUGAAUAAGGUAUUUUCUUAGAUCUUCUUUGAUUUUUCUCAACAAUACUUUUUAGUUAUCAUUGUACAGAUAUUUUGCAUAGUGUCAGAUAUAUUCCCAAGAAUUUUAUAUUUUAAUGCUAUUAUAAAUAGUAUUAUUUUUAAAAUUUCAAUUCCUAGCAGUUUAUUUCUAACAUAUAGAAUUACAAUUGAUUUUUAUAUAUUGGUCAUGUAUCCUGCAAUGUGGCAAAACUCAUUGGUGCCAGUAACGUUGUAAUUGGUUUCACUGGGUUUUCCACAUAGAUGAUUAUGUCUGUGAAUAAGGAUAGUUUUACCUAUUUCUUUUCAGUCUAGAUGCCUUUUGUUUUCCUCCAUUUCUUCCUUCCUCCCUUCUUUCUUCCUUUUUUUUCUUCCUUCCUUCCUUUCUUCCUUCUCCCAACUCCCUUUUAAAAAGUGAUUACAGUGGCUCGAAUUUGCAGUACAGUGUUGAAUAGAAGUGGUAAGAGCUGACAAGCCUUCUCGAUCUUCGGGGAAAGCAUUCAGCCUUUCAUCAUUACAUAGAAUGUUAGCAUUAGGUAUUUUAAAGAUGCCCUUUGACAUGUCGAGGAAAUUCUCUUGUAUCUCCAGUUUGCUGAGGUUAUUUUUUUAAUGAAAAAUGUUCAAUUUUCUCAAAUGCUUUUUCUGCAUCUAAUACAUAAUCAUAUGGUUUUUAUGUUGUUAAUAUAAUUAUAAGAUUAAUUGAUUUGGGGGAGAAGGUUAAGUUGAUAUUUAAUUUAAAAUAAUUUUUAAAUGUAGUUUUUUCUUGAAUUUUUUAGUUCAAAUCUUGUAUUCUGUUUAAAAUGCUCUAAACUUUGUCAAUUCUUUUUGAAAGUUCUGGUGAAAUAUACAUAACAUAAAAUUUAGCAUUUUAACAAUUUUUAACUCCAUAGUUCAGUGGCAUUAAGUACAUUCACAAUGUCAUACAACAAUCACUGCUAUCCAUUUCUAGAAUUUUUCAUCAUCCCUAAUAGAAACUCUGUACCCAUUAAAUAUCUUCCCAUAAUCCUUCUCUUCAUCCCUAGUAACCUGUAUUCUACUUUCUGUCUCUAUGAAUUUACCUAUGCUGGGUAUAUUAUGUAAGUGAAAUCAUAAAACAUUGGCUUUUUGUGUCUGGGUUAUUUCACUUAGCAUAAUGUUUUCAAGGCUCAUCUAUAUCAUACAGCAUGUAUCAGUAGUUUAUUUCCUCUUAUUUGCAAUUAAUUUUCUAUUGCAGAGAAAUACCACAUUUUAUUUAACAGUUGAUGGACAUUUCGAUUGUUUCCAGGUUUUAACUAUUAUGAAUAACGUACUGUGGACACAUAUGUGGACUUAUGUUCCUCUUGGGUAAAUACUCAAGUGGGAAUCGAGGUCAAAUAGUAACUGUGUUUAAUCUCAAGGAACUGUCAGGCUGUUAUUCAACACAGCUGUACAAUUUUACAUUUCCACCAGCAGUGUAUGAGGGUUCCAAUUUCUUCACAUCUUUUCCAGUAUUUAUUUUUCAUCUUUUUUAUUAUAGGCAUUCUAGUGGUGUGAAGUGGUACCUCAUUGUGGUUUUGAUUUGCCUUUCCCUUUGAUGUUGACCAUCCUUUCAUGUGGUUACUGGCCAUUGUCUAUGUUCUUAGAUGAAAAACCUGGUCGUUAUCCUUUGACCAUGUUUUAAUUGAUUGCCUUUUUGUUGUUGAUUUGUAAGAGCUCUUUAUAUAUUCUGAACAAGAAUGUAUUUUUUUACACUUUUUUCAUAAACUUUGUUCUAAAUCUUGUAUUCUUUAUUGUUUCUGUUUUAAAAUUUUAUCAGCUUCUUUUCUCAAGAAUUUACUAUAUAUAUUAGUAUCAUAUUUCUGUAUUCCAAUCUUGUUUUCAUGAUUUGCUUCCUUGCCCC